ACCUGCAGCUGCUACACUUCAUUCCGCGUACUUAGUGGGUGUUACAGACGGGAUUACAACGAUAUAAAUCAAAUUCCACUUUUUCAAAGAGGAUCAUACAUAUUUGUCUAGCUUGUGAUAUAAACAUUCUUGUUAUAUUUUGGGCGAAAAGAAGCUAAAGCUAACACGCUCCUGUGAGAGUGGCAUAAGUGUGGGAGUGCAGACUCUAGACCUCCACCGUCCCCGGGCUGAGCUCCGUUGGCAGACCGGUUAGAGCAGCGCGAUGGCGGCUGAAGUAGAACAGUGGAGCUCCGCUGCUGUUAAGGCCGAUGGUGUGUUGCAGCUGGAGGAAGAAGAGAAUGAUGAUGGUGUGUAUGAUGAUGAAGAGCUGAAUGAAGGAGAGGUUAAUGGUAAUUGGACCCCUCAGGAGAAAGCCCUGCAUGAAGCUCGACUGAAGGCUAAAGCAAAACGGAGGUUGAGGAAGUCCUCAUCCCGUGACUCUGCCCGCGAGAGUCUGUCUGAGGCUGUUGCUGGGGAAACUGGGGCAGACCCCCACAGCCCCAAAGGGAAAGCCCUCCAAAACCACGACCGAAAGUCACGCACUGGCAAGGGCCGUGGACUGCCCAAAAAAGGUGGAGCAGGGGGUAAAGGUGUGUGGGGAGCUGCAGGGAUGGUGUAUGAGAUGGAGGAGCCAGAUGCCAAAGAUCCAAACUACGACGAGUCUGCUCAGGGAGAUACAGUGUAUGCCACAGUUGUCCCUGAACUAGAGGAGGGUGAGCUGGAGAAGACAGUUAACCCGAUAGUACAGGAGUACUUUGAACAUGGAGACACCAGAGAGGUGGAGAUGCUAUUGAAGGAAUUGAAUCUGGGUCCCCAUAAGUAUGAGUUUUCCUCUCUGGCGGUGUCUUUGUCUCUGGAGGGUAAAGCAAGUCACCGUGAGCUGACAUCCCGCCUGCUAUCGGACCUGGUGGGGAAGGUGUUGUCUGAGAGCGACGUCGCCCGAGCUUUUGACAAAAUGCUCAAAGAGCUUCCAGACCUCAUCCUGGACACACCUGAGGCUCCGCAGAUGCUUGGCCAGUUUAUUGCGCGAGCCAUCGCGGACCAUGCUUUACCAAUGAACUUCCUCAACCGUUAUAAAGGCAAAGUGGACUGUGACCAUGCCAGAGCUGCUCUGGAUCGGGCAUCCGUGCUGCUGUCAAUGAAGAGAGAGAUGGUGCGGUUGGAUAAUGUGUGGGGAGUGGGUGGCGGCCAGAGACCCGUCAAACAUCUCAUCAAAGAGAUGAACCUGUUGCUGAAGGAAUACCUGGUCUCAGGUGAGCUGUUGGAGGCAGAGCAUUGCCUGAGGGACCUCGAGGUGCCUCACUUCCACCAUGAGCUUGUCUAUGAGGCAAUAGUUAUGGUGUUGGAGUCUAAUGGAGAGACAGCAAUUCAGCUGAUGGUGAAGCUUCUGCAGGCAUUCUGGAAAUCAGGCCUCAUCACAUUGGACCAGAUGAACAGGGGAUUCCAGCGUGUGUAUGACGAGCUGCCAGAGAUUAAUCUGGACGUUCCUCGCGCUCACUCCAUCAUGGAGGCAUUUGUGGAUUUAUGCUUUCAGGAGUCUGUUAUUACCAAACAGCUCAGAGACGCCUGUCCUGCCAGGGGGCGAAAGCGCUUUGUGAGUGAGGGUGAUGGAGGAGUUAUUAAAAGCUAAAUGGACAGCAGGAGCUGGCCAGGUCCCCCGCCAUUAUCACCAGCACAGACACACUCGGCACUCUGGUCUGCGGAGGAAACUGCUCCUCUGGUUUUCUUUUAGGUUUUCUUUACAUUUAAGCUGGAAGUUCCUUUUGGAGGAGCGCGAUGAUGAGGUGCUGCUGGUAGUCAGGUUUAUGAUUGUGAGCGGGGUUUAAUUUGCUUUGCAACAAUGACCAUGCUUUAUUUUUGUGUGUUUCUUUUCAGUUUGCAUGUAUAAUGCAUAUAUGAAGCUCUUAAAGUGUUUAAAAAAUGGAAAAAGUUUGACAUACAGCGCUUAUACACUAAAUGCCUGAGCUCAGAUACCACUUGUUGAAGAUUCUGGGAUUGUUUCUGUAUCCUGAGCUCCACAGUUUCUGGACCAGUCCAUUUUCACAAAGCUUUAUUCACUUUCGC
This is a messenger RNA of Colossoma macropomum (tambaqui), 2103 nucleotides long. RefSeq names its product programmed cell death 4a (gene pdcd4a). The coding region runs from base 263 to 1669 and encodes 468 amino acids. The transcript is spliced from 12 exons. The record is from RefSeq and is a predicted model, not a curated record. Lineage: Eukaryota; Metazoa; Chordata; Actinopteri; Characiformes; Serrasalmidae. Gene Ontology annotation, cellular component: nucleus; cytosol. Gene Ontology annotation, biological process: negative regulation of DNA-templated transcription.